ACCAAUAAUUUUGUAGGAAACAUGGAAAUAAACUCAGCACAUCCAAACUAGUACUAUUAUUAAUCACUUCAACCACACAAAAUUCUACUACAUUAGAAUUCUUCAUGGGUUUUCUAAGUCAUCAAACUCAUACCAAUUCCUUCUUGUUCAUCACUACUUUAUUCAUAUUUUGCAGCAUCCAUUUGUGUUUGAGCUCUGUCAAUGACAUAAUCACAUCAACCAUGUUCAUCAAUGAAAAUCACACAAUAACCUCAAACAACACUAACUUCAAGCUCGGAUUCUUCAGCCCUCCAAACUCAACAAAUCGCUACGCCGCAAUAUGGUACCUCUCUGACUCCAACAUCAUAUGGAUAGCAAACAGAGAUCAACCCGUGAAAAAUUCUUCAGGGGUUAUCAAGAUUCACAAGGAUGGUAACAUCGUAGUAAUGGACGGAAGAAAACAUAUAGUUUGGUCAACAAACCUCACAUUCUCAACUAAAAAUGUCACCAAUAUCUCAAGUGCUCAACUUCAAGAUAACGGUAAUCUUGUUCUGACAGAUGACAACACUGGAGAAACGGUUUGGGACAGUUUCAACCACCCUGCGGACGCAGCCGUGCCGACUAUGAAAAUCGCAGCCAACAAGUUCACAGGCAAGAAAAUUGAGUAUGUUUCUUGGAAAUCCCCCACGGAUCCUUCUUCUGGGGACUUCACCGGGAGCCUGGAGCGGUUGGCCGCUCCGGAAGUUUUCUUCUGGUACAAGAAAACUCAACCGUAUUGGCGAACCGGUCCAUGGAACGGCCGGGUUUUCCUUGGCGCUCCGAGGAUGCUAACAGAGUAUCUCUAUGGCUGGCGUCUGGACCAUGAUCCAGACGGAACAGAUUACCUAACUUACAGUUUUGCUAAUCCGGCCGAAUUCGGUAUUCUCUCGUUGACUUUUGAUGGAAAGCUUAGGCUGGCAAGAUUCUUGAACAAGAAGAAUUAUGUGACGUUUGAAGUUUUUCAAAAUGAGUGUGAUUUUUAUGGCACGUGUGGGCCAUUCGGAAACUGUGAUCCAUCUAGCAAACCGAUUUGUAGCUGUUUUGAAGGGUUUGAGCCAAGGAAUUUGGAAGAAUGGAGUAAGAAAAAUUGGACUAGUGGUUGUGUGAGGAAGAAAGAGGCACAGCUUCAGUGUGUUAGGUUGAAGAAUUUGAACAAUAAUAGUAAUAAUGGAGUUGAAGUGCAACAAGAUGGGUUUAAGGUGUUUAAUAAUAUGAAAGUGCCGGAUUUUGCUGAGAGAUCUGAUGCUAAUUUGGACAAGUGCAAAACGAAUUGUUUGGCCAAUUGUUCUUGUUUGGCUUAUGCUUAUGAUUCUUAUGUUGGAUGCAUGUUUUGGAUUAGAGACUUGAUUGAUUUGCAGAAGUUCCCUUAUGGUGGAGUUGAUCUCUUCUUGCGUGUCCCUUAUUCUCAACUAAUUGCUACAAGUAAGGGAAGAAGACGAAACAAGCCAUUAAUGAUCCCAAUUGUUGCUGGGGUGAUAGGCAUAACUGCAUUAGCGAUUUGUGCAUACAUUAUGUGGCAAAAAUGGACUGCUAAACAAACUCGAACUCCGAUUCUAAAAAAGAGUAAUGCCGGGGAACAAAAACAAAUGAAACUCGACGAACUACCUUUAUUCGAAUUUGAAAAGCUUGCAACUGCUACAAACAACUUUCAUGCUGAAAACAUGCUUGGGAAAGGAGGUUUUGGUCCAGUAUAUAAGGGACAUUUGGAAGACGGACAAGAAAUCGCGGUGAAAAGAUUAUCCAAAGCGUCUGGACAAGGGUUGGAAGAAUUUAUGAACGAAGUAGUGGUUAUAUCAAAACUUCAACAUCGCAAUCUUGUUAGACUUCUUGGUUGUUGUGUCGAACGCGACGAACAAAUGUUGGUCUACGAGUUCAUGCCAAACAAAAGUUUGGAUGCUUUUCUUUUUGAUCCGCGGCAAAGAAAAGUCUUAGAUUGGAAGAAACGUUUCAACAUAAUUGAAGGAAUAGCUCGUGGUAUACUUUAUCUUCACAGAGAUUCAAGACUUAGAAUCAUACAUAGGGAUCUUAAAGCAAGCAACAUAUUGUUGGAUGAUGCGAUGAAUCCAAAAAUAUCAGACUUUGGUUUAGCUAGAAUUUUUAGAGGAGGUGAAGAUGACGAAGCUAAUACAAAAAGAGUCGUUGGAACCUACGGCUACAUGCCACCCGAAUAUGCAAUGGAAGGACUUUUUUCAGAGAAAUCAGAUGUCUACAGCUUUGGAGUUUUGUUACUAGAGAUUGUUAGCGGACGAAGAAACACCAGCUUUUAUAACCAUCAGCAAUCACUAAGCCUUGUUGGAUAUGCAUGGAAACUAUGGAAUGAAAAUAACAUCAUAUCAUUAACAGAUCCAGAGAUUAUGGAUCCAUGCUUUGAGAAAAGUAUUUUGAGGUGCAUACACAUAGGACUUUUAUGUGUGCAAGAAUUGACAAAAGAAAGACCAACUAUAUCCACUGUGGUUUUGAUGCUAAUAAGUGAGAUUACCCAUCUUCCUCCACCAGGACAAGUUGCAUUUGUCCACAAACAAAAGCUGCACAGUUCAGAAUCCUCUCAGAAAAGUCACCAAUCCAGCUCAAACAACAAUGUAACUCUUACUGAAUUAGAAGGAAGAUAAUAUAAUAUGUGCAAAUUGAAUUCAUGAGAUUUCAAGCUGAGUAUUGAUCUUUUGUUUUC
Molecule: messenger RNA, 2686 nt
Organism: Arachis duranensis
Lineage: Eukaryota; Viridiplantae; Streptophyta; Magnoliopsida; Fabales; Fabaceae
Product: G-type lectin S-receptor-like serine/threonine-protein kinase At1g11300
Exons: 7
Coding region: 105-2627 (840 amino acids)
Biological process (GO): recognition of pollen; protein phosphorylation
Molecular function (GO): ATP binding; protein serine/threonine kinase activity
Source: RefSeq, a predicted model, not a curated record